This is a messenger RNA of Limulus polyphemus (Atlantic horseshoe crab), 1115 nucleotides long. RefSeq names its product DDB1- and CUL4-associated factor 12-B-like. Gene Ontology annotation, cellular component: Cul4-RING E3 ubiquitin ligase complex. The annotation marks the transcript as partial. Lineage: Eukaryota; Metazoa; Arthropoda; Merostomata; Xiphosura; Limulidae. The record is from RefSeq and is a predicted model, not a curated record. The transcript has 4 exons. Gene Ontology annotation, molecular function: protein binding.
ACAAAACAUCUGGCUUUAACUGUCACAAAUAAAAAUUGUAUAGGGGAGGUAUACAGAAUUUCUUUGACAAAAUGCAUUGUUAGAAAGAGAGAGAGCCUGUUUUCAAAGAAAUAUACACCAAUAACUGUGGUUUAGGAUGGGAACUAGUGUUUAUGAGUACACUAACUAAGGUGAAUUCAGAGAAGGAUUUAGGAAAACCAGCAUGGAAUAACAAACUUGUUAAGAGAUUUUCCAACUGCUGCUUAUUGUCUCUUUCGUGUUAUGUAGAUUGCCAUUCAUAUUCUGCAGGAGCUAGAUUCUUUAUGAUCUGGUUAAUUUUACAAUACCCAUGAAUUCUAAAAAUGUAUUGAACGUCCAAUUUCAGAUGGUAUGGUUUGUUGGAAACUGCUUUUAGCAUUGACAUAAAGGAAUUUAUGAGACAAUGGCUUCUGUCAGAAAAGUCCCUAUUACUUCUGGAAGUUCAAGGCAAUCAGCUGUUGCAUUGAGGAAAAGUUUCAGAAUCAAGUCAAAACUUGAACAAUAUAACUUUGAGGCAAGAAUUUGUUUAGGACUUGCAGAUGAAGACUAUGAGGAUUAUUUAUCUGCACAGUUAUAUCCUCGAAGGCUUGGUACAGAUAAGAACUCUGAUGCUUACAUUUCACGAAACUUUGUAGACUACUUGUACACAUGUCAGGUUGGAAACCAGAAGCUCCAGAGGUCAGUAGUUGAUAGAGAGUAUGGGACUCAGCAGUUAUUGAAAAAUAACUUAAUGAAUGAAAAGUUUUUCCACCUUGGGGAAUUAAAUAAAGUAUUUUGUUCGCAGUGGCUAAACGACAAGCAAGUUGCUUUUGGUACAAAGUGUAACAAGUUUAUUGUUCAAGAUGUUACAAAUGGCAGAAGAGUUCAAAUUCCAAGUCUAAAAAGUAGUGCUCUUAGCAAACCCCCAGAAAACCCUUGUGGGAUUCAUGCUAUGGAGAUCAAUCCAUCACACACAAUGCUGGUGACAGGAGCUAAGAAUUCUAAUGAUGUUGCAGUCUACAGACUUCCAACACUAGACCCCUUGUGCGUUGGAGAGGGAGCACAUUCUGAUUGGAUAUUUGAUAUCAAGUGGUUGGAUGACCAGUUUUUUGUCUCAG